UUAUGUUUCUUAGACAUUAGAUACAUCUAAGAAACAUAUAUUAGGCUAACAUGUGCUGCCUGGGUAGCUAUUAUUUCUUCGAGGAAUUUUGUUAAGUUAAAAUUCUUAAAAGAGAACUACAAAAAUAACAAGCAAAUUAAGAAAAAUCCACUAAUACUUACGAACUCUUUAUCUUUCCUCGCAAAAGUUUUCCUCGAUAUAUGCGUUUAGAGAUACAGACGGGCAAACGGGGAGAAAGGGAGGAAAAGAAAGAGAUAGAGAUACUAUUCGUAAGAAACUUUCUGUCGCUUUUGAUUCCACGGAGUAUUGUUUCGAGAUAUAAGUUAUUCCAGUUGCCUCUUGUCAUCUAAGAAUCACCCAUCUCGUGUAGAAACACAAACAGCUUCUGGUCUUCGUGCCCGCCGCUUUAUUUUUUUAGACCACUCUCUUACGGCCACCAUCUGCGUGCAUACUGACUUUACGUCGCUCGGCUACCGUAUACGAGCGACAAUCCGCAACAUUCCACGGGUGUAAGCCACCCUGCGCGCAUCCCUGUCUCUUCCUGAUACGAUUUCCUUGAGCGACACCCUCUUCGCGGCGGAACCGACACAAAAACUCCACUUAGUAACUUAAUUCCGCAAUUGCUGCUGAUCGUUCCGUAAAAUCACACGCGUACAAUCGACAUUUGCUCACUUGAAGACGUACGUGCGAUUAAUUGCGAAUCUUGUUGCCAAAAUUCGAUUAUUAGCUUUGAAUAUUAAAUAUAUCAUUCAUUAAUUGCGCAAAAUCAUGCAUCCUGAUAAAGAUGUCUUGGCUAUCAUGAAUGCUACGAUUUUAGAUACGUUUGUCAUCCUCGUAGAAAAGCCGCGCCGCUACCGAAAUAACUGCAUUAAUGCGCGGGGACGAAAAAUGCAGGGCUAUCGCUUUUGUCAAGCGGGUCUGACGUGUGGCACGAGAAAAUAUUUCGGAGAAGAAGAUGAGAAGAAGAAGAAGAAGAACUGGCGCUAUUCUUGCGUCCAGGUGUGAGCUUGUAACGCCAGUGUAAAUAUACAACACUUACGCCAUUCCGACAGAGGCUCUUCGGAAACUAUUAACGUAUCCCCCGGCAUCCCUGCGCUUCCCGCCCCACUUUUGUGUUUCGACUCAUUUCUCGCCUACUUGUACGUGUUUUGAUCCUCAGAAACUAUAAACCACCCGCUUUAUUAAUGAUCCGCUCAACGGAUUUCCAGCGUUCGAGCGUCAUUAUCCUACGAUGGGAUCGGAAACGACAUCAAUCGUAUGCUAAAGACUGAAGAGGCGAUCCCUGAAAAUUAUUUCGAGCCGGAUCUCGCAGGGUCACUCACACAGAAACGGUUUUUCGUUCAAAUGGUUGCCGCCACUUAUGAGACACGAAAUAAAUUCGUGUGCUUUCGCGUUUUAUGUAAAGGUAGAAUUAUUUAAUAUUAAAUAAUUAAAGAUAGAAUUAUUUAAUUUAUGUAAAUUAUGAAACACAUUAAAAGGAAGUAUUCUCUGCGAAACAGUGCGAAACUCGCUUGCUGCAGAAUUUAUUUUUUAAAGCCAUUUAUAGUCAAUCGUUUUCAAUUAAUUAUUCUUUGGCACACGCAUAAAAUCGCGUGUAUUCUUGCUUCUCUAUGCUUUGAUAUUAUUUAUUUCCAGUCUACAUGCUUUAUCAAAAUUUUAUCAAAAUUUACAUGUAUGUAAACAGAUCAUUUUUCGAUUGCUAUUUCAAAGCGUGUCAAGUGAUUUUUGUCAAGUUUUGGUGUAGGCACGCGCGUACUGUAGAUACGCAUUCAUCUCGAGAGACACAGACACACAUUCAUCAGCGUACGCAUAACUUCUGUACGAACAUUCACGUUCUCGUGAAUCGAGUCGACUUGUUUAUCAUGAUCGGAAGCUGAAAAGUCGAGUUGUUCGCCAAGAGUUAAAGGGAGUAGGGAUGAUGCUCGUUAGGCAAUAAUAUACCAAGCUGAUCAUGAUAGCGAGUACUCAAUUUUUUCUUCAUUUUUCUCGUUUUCUUGUUCAAGUCACAAUAUUAAUAAUACAUGGAAUGAUAAAAAAAAUAUAUAUUUGUUUACUAUAGAUGUAUUCUGUCGAGACUAAAUUGAGAAAAGAUUAUUAUUUAUUUAAGCAUGAAACGCAGUGAGAAUGUAGUUGAUCUUAAAAUAAAUAGAAGAUAAAAGUUAUCGCAUAUUUUCUAUCAAUGUGUUGCAUACAAUUUGCUGACGUAAGCAGCUGUCAUUAAACCGUAGGAUCGAAGGCAGUUAAUUGCGGUUGGUGAUCCCGCCGAUUACGAAAGCAAUAAUUAAGCCUGCUGCUCUCGGCUUGUAACGUGCAGCGCAUGCACUAUAUUUUAAAGUUGUAGAAGAAAAAACUAAGACAAGCAGAAUAUUUGCGUGCUUCCCUGGGUUAAGAAUAAAUAAUGAUAAGCAGUUGCGUGCGAUAAAGAACGUCGGCAUGUUACAAGCAGCGCAACGGUUGAUACGACGCCUGCGUCAGCGCGUAUUCAUUUGCACACAGACGAUCUAAUUAUCAUCUCUAGAUAAAAUAAUUCGACGUUUUUCCAAAGAAGUUUAGAGGUCACGCGCGUAUUCGCGAUUUUCCCAUUCAACUAACUUCGCUCGCGCCGUUACUCGAGGCAGAUCUUUCGAGGAACAGAUUCCCGUUCGCAAACCAUUUUGCAUUUACAGGUAGCGUCGAAUCAGACCUCUGUUAAUGAAAGUGUCGCUUGGAAUUAAUGAAACAUUCACGAUCCCCGUUGAUUUCUGCUCACCAGGCUGAUUAAUCGUAGCGUAAUCCCGAUACUAAAUCGGCCGGAAACUAUUCGUUCCUCAAGGCUCAAGCGCUCGCCAAUUUUUCGACCGUUAAUCCGUAGCGCGGAAAGUUUCCGGUUACUGGAGCAGUUUCUGCGCUUCAAUGACUCAUUGUCAGACGUUGAAAUUCUCGUUAUGUUUGCUGCACGAACCUUGCGUGCAUAAAUAGACAAUUCGCCUAGGAUGACUCUCGGAUCGAUCACGAGGUGCGACACGCGAAGGCGCACCCUUCCCGAAGAAAUUCGACGGAGGGUCUCGGAGGGCCGGCCUUUUGCUUUGUUGCUUUUUAAUGACGUCGUGGGUCGGAACGACGGGACGAUGAUGACGAUGAUGAAUCGGGCUAAACUCUCGCGUAAAUCCCUAUCGGGCGCGUGCACACGCACGUCGCACACACGCUUCCGUACGGUUGUGCCGGUGUAUCGUGUGCGUAGCGUAGCGAGGGGGUUCUCGAAGGCGGUCUUCAGUUUCGGUUAAGCAUUCGUCGAAGAGAGAAUACGUCUUACUCCGUCUGCCUCCUACGCCGUUCCCCUGCCGAAUCACCCCGGGUGUGUACGAGGUUUCGGUUUCCGGCUUAAAGUUUUAACAUCCUCCCACACUGCUCGUCAGCGCGCUCGAAGGAUUUCCGUUCUCCAACGACAUGGGCCCGUCGUCAUCAUUUCGGAGCCGACCACGAAGAGAGCCGGCGAUGGAAAUCUGGGAAAACUGAGAGGAAAACUGCACGCGUCUAUGGAUUGGAGAGCAGAAGGUCGGAGGGAAAAUGUGGAAAUUUGUUCGGUGAAUUUUCCUGCCGUGUGUCGUGCGAUAGUGUGUGUUCACUGUAAGUUCUUAUGUGAACGGAGAGCCGAUAAUAGGCAGCAUUAUUUACGAUAACUGCAACAACAAUUGCGGUUGUCCGCGCGACGGUUUCUCAGAUCUUUCGGUAGUAUUUCGUUUCAUGGAUGUCAAAGUUCGUGGCAUUCACGAUGGUAGUAGCGAGGAUGCUCGCCUCGUCGAAGUAACAUCGAUGCAGUUAGCGUGCUAAUGAUAAUUGCCUCGUAGCAAAGAGGAAAGUGUAAAGUGCAACAAACGAGUGCGGGGAAUUAUCCUGCCCACCUGGAGGGUGGUUUUGUUCGUUCGUAGUCUGCUUGCGCGAAUGCACCAUGUACGGACGAAGAAUUCCGCGGAAAAGGGGUCUUUCCUCUCCGGAAAAGCGGACAAAUUCAUCGGUAGGCGUGUCCAGUCAACAGCAGUCAAAUCUGGUGGUACAAUUGCUACCAAACCGUGGAAAUUUCGAGAUUGUAGGGUGCCGACAUCAACCGCACAUUUGCGGAACGGAGGCGGCUUGUCGCAGCUUCCCGAAUAACACGUCAAAGUGCGUGUGUCCGCACGAUUUGUCGCCGCCGACGCCGGAUUUAAGAUGUCCAAAUCGCGUGAUCGUUCCUCUAACGCCUCGUCCCAUACACAACAUCAUACCUCCAAGUAACAACAAUAGCACGAAUACUACGAAUAUUGCAAGCGGGCUGCCGGAAGCUGAGCAGGUGGAGGGACUGAGGCAAAAGGUACCUGAAAUAGUAGGUAUAGCUAUAGCCCUCAUCGCAGUAAUAGUGUUUUUAUUCGGUAUUGUGUAUGGUAUCAAAAGACGGAGUUAUAACGUCAAGUCACAGAGAGAUUCCACCGAUGAAAGUUCAGUAAGUUUGAAAAAAGAGAUAUCAUUAAUGCCUAAGUGUACAGCCAAUCCUCAAUAUUUCGAGGACUCCCCUUCGGAGAUUCUCAUUAUAAAACGCGAGGACCUCACAUUUCUGCGCGAUAUCGGCGAAGGGUGCUUCGGAAAGGUUUACAAAGGUGAAUGGCGCAAUGAAGACAGGAAAGAAACCGUCGCUAUAAAGGUUUUGAAGGUCACUGCUACGCGCGAGGCCGAAACGGACUUUAUCCGAGAAGUGGAUGCCAUGUCCACGUUCCAUCAUCCGAAUAUCUUAUCCCUGAAGGGAAUAGUAUAUCAUAACGAGACGAAUAGGCCAUGGAUGGUGUUCGAGUAUAUGCCGUAUGGUGAUCUCACCAAAGUGCUGCGAGCGAACUCCCCGCAAUUCAGUUCGUCGAGGACCGGCUUGCAACCACUGACAAAGGACUCGCUAUACUGGAUCUCGAUCCAGAUUGCAUCCGGGAUGACGUAUUUGUCGUCGCAAAGAUUCGUACACCGUGAUCUAGCGUGUCGGAAUUGCCUGGUAGGCGUAGGUUUGACAGUGAAGAUCGCCGAUUUCGGCAUGUCACGGGACAUCUACACCUGCGACUAUUAUAAAAUCGGAGGCUCGCGAUUAUUGCCAGUCCGAUGGAUGUCGCCGGAAAGCGUGAUGUACGGGAAAUUUACUCUGGAGACUGAUGUCUGGAGUUUCGGUGUUGUUCUGUGGGAGAUUUUCUCGUUCGGGAAGCAGCCCUAUUAUGGUUCUAGUAACGAGGAGGUCAUCAAGUUCAUACGUGAGAAAUCCGUGCUCAGCCCACCGGAAGAAUGUCCACCCAUCAUCGAGCAAAUAAUGCGCGAAUGCUGGAUGUACGAUUCGACGAAACGGAUUAAGUUUCCCCAAAUUCUGAAGAGAUUGCACGAGGCACAGGAUAAGCUGAACCAACAAGAAACACUACCUAAACCACCCCAGGGACCGGUAACCGUUCGUACACCGGACGCUUUGGAUCCAGACGGCUACUUGCUUCCAGCUCCUGCGAUUCCUCACGACUAUCUGCAAACUCUCCCAUCUCUGUCGGACGAAUAACACAUCUACUGUGACAAUUUGUGACAAACUCAAUGUGUGAACUUCAAAUGAUCGAGUGAAGUGCGCGAAGCGAUAUAUGCGAAAUGCGUGGAAAGAAUUGAAGAAACGUGUUGGAGAUUUCAGUGGAAACAUAUUCCGGUUGUGACAUAGCAAAGAUUUUACAUUGAGCUACACGGAUGCUUGUGAGAGAAGUUUAAUGUAGAACGUUUAAUUCUUGUUAUUAUUCUGUAUUAAAGACGACGCGUUACGCGAGAUAUUAAUGUAAAAUAUACGAGAGCUUGGAAUAUUAAUGCUUCCGAAGAUUAGUAUAGUAAUAUCGCUAUGUUAGAACUAUUUCUACAUAUUUUACUGUUAUAUGUUUUAAUAUUUUAAAACUAUCCCAGGCAGC
Molecule: messenger RNA, 5918 nt
Organism: Ooceraea biroi (clonal raider ant)
Lineage: Eukaryota; Metazoa; Arthropoda; Insecta; Hymenoptera; Formicidae
Product: tyrosine-protein kinase transmembrane receptor Ror
Biological process (GO): positive regulation of kinase activity; positive regulation of neuron projection development; positive regulation of phosphatidylinositol 3-kinase/protein kinase B signal transduction
Cellular component (GO): plasma membrane; axon; signaling receptor complex
Molecular function (GO): neurotrophin receptor activity; transmembrane receptor protein tyrosine kinase activity; neurotrophin binding
Source: RefSeq, a predicted model, not a curated record